ACGGUGCGAUCAAAGUGUGCCAGAUAACGGUCGGUAUCCGCCGAGAAAUAAUAUCACACGAAUUUUUUUUUUCGGACCGUCCGUUUUUCGGCAUGUUAGUUGACUCGAUUUUCACGCUUUCCACGCGAAGAUAUGGAAAAUCAUGACGUGGACUAUCUGUUUAUAGAGUCGGAGAGGGAGAACGGUUCGGCGGAUUGCUCGAGGAGGCCGAGCGAGGAGAGCACAGCCAGCCUGAACAUCCCGCAGGAGAGGCAAGACACCCCCCACAUCACCACCAUCGAAAACGCCCCCAUUCCAAGGACCAAGUCGAAUUCCCUCGCCAACAUUAAAUUCUCCAGGGUGGAGCACGACCGCUACCUCAAUGGCAUCGAGGAGAGCCCCAGGGAGACCAACAAUCACUCCGUCAACUUCCGGAGGUCCUCUUCCCAACCAGAUCAGCAGAAACCGACCAAUUUCCCGACGGCCAAAGACGCCUUCGGGCCCCAACUUAACGCCGAGUCCUACUCCACCAUCCCGGGCACGCCGCUGCCCUCGCUGGUCCAGGAGCCCGAUUUCCCGACCGAGGAAGUGUCCCAGACGCCCGUCAAGACCCUUCCGGAAAAAGAGGAGGAUCUGGACCCGGAGAGUCUGUUCUUCAGGGACGGCAAGAGGAAGAUCGACAUGAUCCUGGUGUACGAAGAAGAGGAACUGGGCGUCAUGACCGAGGCGGAAGCCAGACGGAGGGAUUACAGGAGGGUUUUCCAGGAGAACCUCGUCAGGGAAGGUCUGGAACUGGAGCUCGAGCACAAGGACAGCUCCUUCGACGGCAAGACGUGGUUCCUGAAGAUCCACCUGCCGUGGAAGACCAAGACGCGCUACGCCGAGGUCAUGGGGCUGAAGCUGCCCAUCAAGAGGUUCAUCACCAUAUCAGUGAAGGCUUGGGACGACGAGAAGAAGGAGAAGGAAAAGUCGACCUUUUGGACCAGGCUGCAGAGGUCGUGGGAGGAUUUCUUCCGGUACGACACGGAUCUGAUCGAGGAGGAUCCGUCGUUUCACGCUGCAACUCAGGGGGCUGACAGGGAAGAGCAGUUCAUCGUUAAGGAUAGGGUGACAGAAUUCGCCAGUUCCCAGAGGAGCAUGAUAGUGAUGCAGAUAUUGCUGAGGGUUAGGUACGACGACGCUGCCGAUAAGGUAGGAAUCAGGAGGCUGCUGAACGACAACACGUACCUGGCCUGUUUCCCCUUGCACGAAGGUAAAUUCGACAGGGAAGACAGCAACGGGAGGCUUCUGGAUCGAAGGUUGCUGUACCUGGAAUGGGCGCGUCCGGCCAAAUGGAUGAAGAAGCAGCCGUUGGGACUGAUCAGGAAGUACUUCGGCGACAAGAUCGGGCUGUACUUCUGCUGGCUGGGUUUCUACACCAAGAUGCUGUACGCCCCAGCCAUCGUGGGCUUCAUCUGUUUCAUGUACGGCCUGCUGACCAUCGACAGCCCGGACAACAUACCCACGAAGGAGAUCUGCGACAGGAAUGGCCCCGGGAACAUCACCCUCUGUCCCUUGUGCGACAGGGCCUGCAAGUACCAGAAGCUGUUGGACAGCUGCAAGUUCGCCAGGUUGACUUAUCUGUUCGAUAAUCCCGCCACAGUGUUCUUCGCAAUUUUCAUGAGUUUGUGGGCCACGGUUUUCCUGGAGAUGUGGAGGAGGAAACAGAAGAUGAUACAGUGGGAGUGGGACCUGCAGGGCAACGACCUGGACGAGGAGCCGAGGCCGGAGUUCGAGACCAGCGUCAAGACCUUCCGUACCAAUCCCGUGACCAGGGAGAAAGAGCCUUACCUAUCGGCGAAAUCCAAGUCUUUGAGGUACUUCAUAACCGGAUCCGCCAUAGCUUUGAUGUUGAUGGUGGUGCUUUGCGCGGUCCUGGGCACCAUAAUCUACAGGUUAUCCAUCGUAUCCGUGAUCUACGGCGGCGGAGGAUACUUCUUCAAGAAGCACGCCAAAAUAGUGACGUCCGUCUCGGCCGCCAUCAUCAAUCUCAUAAUCAUCAUGUGUCUGACCAAGUUCUACCACAGGCUCGCCAUCUACCUGACCAACCUGGAGAACCCGAGGACGCACACCGAAUACGAGGACUCGUACACCUUCAAGAUAUUCAUGUUCGAGUUCCUCAACUUUUACUCCUCGCUCAUCUACAUAGCUUUUUUCAAGGGUAGGUUCUUCGACUACCCGGGCGACAUCGUGGUGCGGAAAUCCGAGUUCCUGAGGGUCAAGGGGGACGUGUGCGACCCGGCCGGCUGCCUGAGCGAGCUCUGCAUCCAGCUGGCGAUCAUCAUGAUCGGCAAGCAGAUCUUCAACAAUUUCGUGGAGCUUUUCAAUCCGUUCAUGAACAACUGGUGGAGGGGCAGGAGUCACCGGUCGGCCACCAAGGAUCUCACCAGGAAGCACACCAGGUGGGAGGAGGAUUACCACCUGCAGGAUCCGGGGAGGUUGGCCCUAUUCGACGAGUAUCUGGAGAUGAUCCUUCAGUACGGAUUCGUGACGUUGUUCGUGGCGGCGUUUCCCCUGGCGCCGCUCUGCGCCCUCUUGAACAACAUAGCGGAGAUACGUCUGGACGCCUACAAGAUGGUGACGCAGGCCAGGCGGCCUCUGGCGGAAAGGGCGGAAGACAUAGGCGCCUGGGAGGGUAUACUCAGGGCCAUAACGUACGCCGCCGUCGUCUCCAACGCGUUCGUGAUAGCCUACACGAGCGACUUCAUCCCCCGGAUGGUGUACAAGUACAAGUAUUCCAAAUCGUUCGAUCUCAACGGGUACAUCGACGCCUCCCUUUCAGAAUUCAACACGUCCGAUUAUACCGAGGGUAUGGGUGGGGACAACGAGGGUAAACCGCCACCGGAGAAGUGUCAGUAUAGGGGAUACAGGAACGGACCGGAGGAACCCAACCCUUACGAUUUGAGCCCUCAGUAUUGGCACGUCUUCGCCGCUAGGUUAGCCUUCGUGGUCAUCUUCGAGCACAUCGUCUUCGCGCUGGUGGGCGUCAUGCAAUACGUCAUCCCCGACGUACCGUCGGAGCUGAGGACGCAGAUACAGCGCGAGGCCCUCCUGGCCAAAGAGGCCAAAUACGAGCACGGUCUAAAGAGGCAGGAGACGGAGUACGACGAGAUCCUGCACACCAUCAGGGAGAACAACAAUUCGUCGAGGAACGGCGCGAAGGAGACCAGGGUGUCGGGCUUGAGGGGCUCCUGGGCCAGGAGGCUUAGCAGGAUAUCAGACGGCUUGGACGCCCACGUCGAGGUGACCAGCAGGACCAAGAAGAGCUCCGUGUCUUCGACCGUCUGGGAGGUUACCUGAACUACCCGCGUGUUCCCGAAUUUUUAUAUCUUUCUGUACAUAUCGUCGUGUCGUCUAACCUCUCAAGAACCAAAACAUUGAAAUGUCGUUUGUAUUGAUCGUCGUUUAAUAAAACUUGGGUUGUCCGUUUUA
Messenger RNA from Coccinella septempunctata (seven-spotted ladybird), 3450 nucleotides. RefSeq names its product anoctamin-4-like. Gene Ontology annotation, biological process: chloride transmembrane transport. Gene Ontology annotation, cellular component: plasma membrane. The coding region runs from base 133 to 3318 and encodes 1061 amino acids. NCBI's taxonomy places the organism in Eukaryota, Metazoa, Arthropoda, Insecta, Coleoptera, Coccinellidae. Gene Ontology annotation, molecular function: chloride channel activity; protein dimerization activity. The record is from RefSeq and is a predicted model, not a curated record. The transcript has 22 exons.